This is a messenger RNA of Rhineura floridana, 2175 nucleotides long. RefSeq names its product pseudouridine synthase 1 (gene PUS1). NCBI's taxonomy places the organism in Eukaryota, Metazoa, Chordata, Lepidosauria, Squamata, Rhineuridae. The record is from RefSeq and is a predicted model, not a curated record. Gene Ontology annotation, biological process: tRNA pseudouridine synthesis; mRNA pseudouridine synthesis. Bases 180 to 1505 code for a protein of 441 amino acids. Gene Ontology annotation, molecular function: RNA binding; pseudouridine synthase activity. Gene Ontology annotation, cellular component: nucleus. The transcript is spliced from 6 exons.
GGCUGGAGCGGCAGAAGCUCCGCUGCGGGCUCUUUGCAAAGAGGAGAGCGCGCCUCUGCCUCUUCCUACAGGACGGAGGCUCCCGGGGGGGGGGGCUUGGACAGAGCUGGCCUUCUCGGAGGGAAGGGGAAGACCCCGACCGCGCCCGGCCGGUGCCUUCAUUGUUCGAGAGCCCGGGGAUGCCUGUAGCCUGGUUGGGCUCGAGGGUGCUGCAACGGCUGGCUGCUGAUUCCUUUGGGAGAACAGCGAGUGGCUGGCGGCUGAAUAAAACGGGGAGCUGUUUUGAGAUGGCUGAGGAGCUCAGAACUGUGGCCGGCAGCCAGGCCAAGAGGCUGAGGAGCAGCUACAGCGACAGAGAGGAGAAGGAGGAAGAGGCUGGCGAGGAGGAGGAAAAUGGGCAUGAAACGAAACGGUUCAAGACCAGUGGAGAGGACGUCGGGGAUGGGGCCAAAAGGUUCCCCAAAAGGAAGGUUGUGCUGCUGAUGGCGUAUUCAGGAAAAGGCUAUCAUGGGAUGCAACGCAAUGUGGGGAAUGCUCAAUACAAGACCAUUGAGGAUGACUUGGUGUUGGCCCUCAUUCGGUCAGGCUGCAUCCCGGAGAAUCACGGCGAAGACAUGAAGAAAAUGUCUUUUCAGAGAUGCGCCAGGACAGACAAGGGUGUUUCUGCAGCCGGGCAGAUUGUUUCUCUGAAGGUCUGGCUGAUAGAAGAUAUUUUGCAAAAGAUAAACCAUCAUCUUCCCCCUCAUAUAAGAAUUCUAGGGCUGAAGAGAGUCACAGGAGGGUUCAAUUCCAAGAACAAAUGUGAUGCCCGGACAUACUCUUACAUGCUUCCAACUUUCACCUUUGCGCACAAGGACUGCGAUUCUCAGGACGACACGUACCGCCUGAGCACGCAGAUGCUUGAGACCAUAAAUGCCCUCCUGGCUUGCUACAAGGGGACCCACAACUUCCACAACUUCACUUCUCAGAAGGGGCCCAAAGACCCCAGCGCCAGACGCUACAUCAUGGAGAUGUACUGCGAGGAGCCCUUUGCGAGGGAAGGCAUGGAGUUUGCUGUGAUCAAGGUGAAAGGGCAAAGCUUCAUGAUGCACCAGAUCCGGAAGAUGAUUGGCCUGGUCAUCGCCAUCAUGAAGGGCUAUGCCUCGGAGUCCAUCCUGGAGCGCAGCUGGGGAGAGGGGAAAGUAGAUGUCCCCAAAGCCCCUGGGCUGGGCCUGGUUUUAGAGCGUGUUCACUUUGAAAAGUACAAUAAGCGUUUUGGGAAUGAUGGGCUCCAUGAGGCCCUGGAGUGGGUGGAGGAAGAAGAGAAGAUUGUUGCUUUUAAAGAGCAACACAUCUACCCCACAAUCAUUAGCACUGAGAAAGAGGAGAAGUCCAUGGUGAGCUGGCUAGAGACUCUUCCCAACCACGACUUCAACUCCACUGCAUCAAGGGCGCCGGACAACAACAGAGAUUCAAAGAACCACGAUCCUGAAGGCAGCGAUGGAUGCGGAGAUGACUCGGACUGAACUGAAAUCGCUCGGGAGGAUAACGGCGCAUGGGUUGCUCCACACUGAUCCAGGCAACCCCUGUUCACUAGACUUGGGACCGUCUCUUCACUGGUGGUGUUCAUCUGCUUGGGUGAUGAGUGUCACUGACGACAGAAGACCGGGCCAGUCUGGGGGAGGAAGAAAAGGGACACUCAGAACAGACUACAGAACUCCUUGCUACAGCAUACGGAUGAGAAAUAAUGCCAGCUAGAGCUAAUAGUGCAUUGAUUAUGCUUAUGAAAGAAGAUGUCAGAUGAAUUAUGUCAUUUUUACUAUGUUAGAUAUAUAAGAGGAAAUAAUAAUCGGACUUUUAAGACAAGGACAAGGAUUUUAAUUUUUUUCCCCCUUUUAGUGUUAAAAUUAAGUUUCUUCCUCUUUUCUUUUAGGCUUUCUGUUGAUUUGUAUUUUGUCCCAAACUUGGCUUCUGGAAUGAGAGACUCUCUUCCUUGUGUGUGUUUGUCUCUGGUCUCCAAGAGACAAAGUAAUGUCUCUAAAGCAAACUCUUGUUGUGGAAUAUCUAUUUUCCCCUUUUCUUUUGAAAACUUGUGCUAAUUGAGUCAACUAGAGGGCUUUUAUAUGUAUAAAAAGAAUAUCUCUGCUCUUUUACAAAUAAAAUAAACUUCUCACGGCACAAUGGAGAAGAGUAAAA